This is a messenger RNA of Malus domestica (apple), 962 nucleotides long. RefSeq lists its product as uncharacterized. Lineage: Eukaryota; Viridiplantae; Streptophyta; Magnoliopsida; Rosales; Rosaceae. The record is from RefSeq and is a predicted model, not a curated record.
CUCCAAGGGAGAGAAGCAAUAGAUUCGUAGGGUUUGAUAAAGCAGGAGCAGGAGCAGUUUAGAACUUUAGGUAGACUGAGUUUAGAUGGCGGGUGGUAGCGGUGCCGCUAGGGCAAGCCGGUCGCUAAUGGCGGGUGGCAGUUUCUCAGAGGCGAAAGUAAUAGCAGCGAAAGUGAAGACGAAAACUUCAAAGUCAGAGUUGUGCAAGUUUCUGGGGAUCCCAGAACGCUCUCGCUCUCCCACUGCACUCUUAAUUUCCAAGUUCAUUGGCCUCUACAACCAUCAGAGUCCCGGUAUCAAGGACCGUAAUUGGGAUGAGAACUUGAAGACGUUAUUACAUGGAAAAUCGAGGGUUGGGGUCGCUGAAAUCACCCGAUUGCUCUCCCAAGAAUUCACCUAUUCUCGCAUCAAAAGCACUGCCACAUCCUCCGCCACCCCCACGCAUUUGGCUGACCAGAAACUACAAGAUUCCAAUAAAUUCAAGAAGACUAAAGGCAAGGCCUCCAAAAACAAGUAGCAACAAGAUUCUACCCUGCUUCUCCAUUGCAGCAUCUUCCAAGUACUUUUGAUUCUUCUUCACCUUCAGGACACCUCUGUUUAUCUGAUUCCCUCCUUAAACAGAUUUGGCACAUCCACUCAACCCUUUCCUUCACUUGGAAUAAAUGUCACUGUAUUUUUCAAGACAGAGACACAAUCCAUAUUUAGUUUCAAGAUCAUGCAUUUUACUUGAAAGCUCGAAUUUCAUGACCAUUCAACUUACAUUGCAUCCGUCAAAGAGUUCGUUUUUCCUUUUCCAUCCCUAAGUCGUCUCAAUGCAAUAUUAUUUAAGUGAUAUUCAGUGAUUAAUCUUUCUUGAUUGUGUAUUGUAUCUCUUGGAUUAAGUUUUGUUCUUCUUUAAUGUUCUCAUUUAGUAGUAUAUCAUAUUCGUGUUUACUAAACAAUUGAAUUAUUGAAUUAUUGAA